AUGAAUAAUGAAAGCAUAGGAAGACGAAAAAUCGAAACUAUAGCGGGCUUAUCAGCAGGUUUUGUUACUACAUUAGUGUUUCAUCCUCUUGAUUUGAUCAAGAUUCGACUUCAAUUACUUAAGGAACCAAGUAGAGCACCAUUUUCAUCCAUAGCUAAAGUUCUUUCGGAAAUUAACAAGUCAGCAAUUACAGAAUAUGCAAACUACAACUCCAAUAACAUUAUAUUGAAGCAAUACAAGUUUCCUCAUACCAUUAUUCAGUGCUACAGAGGGAUAGCACCAAAUCUCAUAGGAAACAUUACGGCAUGGUCAUUAUAUUUUACCAUUUAUGCCGAACUUAAAGGGAUUAUACACACAUCUAAUAAGACCGUCGACUAUUUUACCUCUUCGACGCUUACAGGUCUUACAUGUUCCGUAAUCACGAAUCCUAUUUGGGUGUUGAAAACCAGGAUCCUAGGUUCUUCAAAGUACGACGUCUAUGCUUAUAAAUCUUUAAGAGAUGGUAUUUCACAAAUAUACCAACGCGAAGGAAUAGCAGGGUUCUGGAAGGGUACUACUCCUAGUAUGCUUCAAGUUUUUCAAGCGAGUAUUCAGCUUACGUUAUAUGAUCAUUCCAAAAACUUUUUCACAAGUAGACAUAACACCUCCAAGCUAUCGACGACUGAAUAUAUUUAUUCCUCAGCACUCUCAAAAGUUCUUAGCAUGACCUUAAUGUACCCCAUUCAAGUCCUAAAGACAAGAUUACAAAGUUAUAACCCACAAAAUGAGAAACGAGGCAUCAUUAGUGUUGCUAAAGGUAUAUGGGGCGACGAGGGUAGAAUGAGAGGAUUUUAUAAGGGUUUUGGCGCAAAUAUUCUUCGAGUUGUUCCUGCUACUUGUGUCACAUUUGUUACUUACGAAACAGUGAAGAAUUAUUUAUCAUAUAAAUAA
Molecule: messenger RNA, 930 nt
Organism: Priceomyces carsonii
Lineage: Eukaryota; Fungi; Ascomycota; Pichiomycetes; Serinales; Debaryomycetaceae
Product: flavin adenine dinucleotide transporter
Exons: 1
Coding region: 1-930 (309 amino acids)
Biological process (GO): folate import into mitochondrion; nucleotide transport
Cellular component (GO): mitochondrion
Molecular function (GO): FAD transmembrane transporter activity; folic acid transmembrane transporter activity
Source: RefSeq, a predicted model, not a curated record